UAUAUUUGCGACCACUGUCAGCCUCAGAGUUAUCUCUGAGUUACCAGACCUUGCCACGUGGAGGCCAGUGGUUCGUCUUUAAGGUCCCCCCCCCCUCGCCUUCCCCAGGUUCAUGUGUCCAGGAAUUCAUCCGUGGGCCCCCGGAUGUCUCCCCUUCCUCAUUUCCCUAAGGUCAGCCUCGCCUCUCUUUCUCUCUCUCUGCCUUCCAGCCUCAGCCUUCCCCAGGUUCAUGUAUCCAGGAAUCCAUCUGUCUGCCUCCGGAUGUUUUCCCUUCCUCACUUCCCUAAGGUCAGCCUCACCAACCUGUUUUCUUGCUGUCCCAAGGUUCAUGUAUCCAGGAAUCCUUCCGUCUACCGCCGGAUAUCUUCCCUUCCCCACUUGCCCAAGGUCAGCCUCAACUGCAUGUAUUCUUGCCUUGCCAAGGUUCAUGUAUCCAGGGAUCCAUCAGUUCGCUCCCAGAUGUCUCCCCUUCCCCACUUACCCAAGGUCAGCCUCAACGACAACCUUCCUCAAGUUCAUGUAUCCAGGAAUCCAUCCGUUCGCUCCCGGAUGUCUUCCCUUCCCCAUUUCCCUAAGGUCGGCGGUGCCUUCCCCGGAUCAGUGUCUCCAGGAAUCCACUUAUGUCACCUCAGGUGAACUCCCUUCCCCACUUCCCCAAGGUCAGCGGUAUUCUUGCCGUCCGCAGGAUCAUGUAUCCAGGAAUCCUUCCGUCUACCGCCGGAUAUCUUCCCUUCCCCACUUACCCAAGGUCAGCCUCAACUGCAUGUAUUCUUGCCUUGCUCAGGUUCAUGUAUCCAGGAAUCCAUCCGCUCGCUCCGGAUGUCUCCCCUUCCCCACUUACCCAAGGUCAGCCUCAACAACAACCUUACUCAAGUUCAUGUAUCCAGGAAUCCAUCCGCUCGCUCCGGAUGUCUUCCCUUCCCCAUUUCCCUAAGGUCGGCGGUGCCUUCCCCGGAUCAGUGUCUCCAGGAGUCCACUUAUGUCACCUGAGUGGACUCCCUUCCCCACUUCCCCAGAGUCAGCGGUGCCUUCCCCGGAUCAGUGUCUCCAGGAGUCCACUUAUGUCACCUCAGGUGGACUCCCUUCCCCACUUCCCCAAGGUCAGCGGUAUUCUUGCCGUCCGCAGGAUCAUGUAUCCAGGAAUCCUUCCGUUUACCGCCGGAUAUCUUCCCUUCCCCACUUACCCAAGGUCAGCCUCAACUGCAUGUAUUCUUGCCUUGCUCAGGUUCAUGUAUCCAGGAAUCCAUCCGCUCGCUCCGGAUGUCUCCCCUUCCCCACUUACCCAAGGUCAGCCUCAACUGCAUGUAUUCUUGCCUUGCUCAGGUUCAUGUAUCCAGGAAUCCAUCCGCUCGCUCCGGAUGUCUCCCCUUCCCCACUUACCCAAGGUCAGCCUCAACUGCAUGUAUUCUUGCCUUGCUCAGGUUCAUGUAUCCAGGAAUCCAUCCGCUCGCUCCGGAUGUCUCCCCUUCCCCACUUACCCAAGGUCAGCCUCAACAACAACCUUCCUCAAGUUCAUGUAUCCAGGAAUCCAUCCGCUCGCUCCGGAUGUCUUCCCUUCCCCAUUUCCCUAAGGUCGGCGGUGCCUUCCCCGGAUCAGUGUCUCCAGGAGUCCACUUGUGUCACCUGAGUGGACUCCCUUCCCCACUUCCCCAGAGUCAGCGGUGCCUUCCCCGGAUCAGUGUCUCCAGGAGUCCACUAGUGUCACCUCAGGUGGACUCCCUUCCCCACUUCCCCAGAGUCAGCGGUGCCUUCCCCGGAUCAGUGUCUCCAGGAGUCCACUAGUGUCACCUCAGGUGGACUCCCUUCCCCACUUCCCCAGAGUCAGCGGUGCCUUCCCCGGAUCAGUGUCUCCAGGAGUCCACUAGUGUCACCUCAGGUGGACUCCCUUCCCCACUUCCCCAGUGUCAGCGGUUGCCACCUUCAGUGACCUCGCUGCUUGGAAACUCGGUCUUGUCUAGCUGGUCUACGGUAGAGACUGUCCAGGUGGGUGGAAUUACUGGAGGUGACACACACAGAAAACUGCGUCCAGUAAUUACACCCACCAAGACAGCCUGGACCGUAGGUCAGCUAGACGCCACCAAGCUGCCUCACAGUUCCGCCACCUCCGAGAGGCUAAUUAACGUAAAUUUUGGAAAUCCUUUUAUGUUACACUAUGAAAAUAUACUGAGAACAAGUUGUAUUUUUACUUAUUUAGCUGUUUAAAAGUAUUUGUGAGUGUUUUAUUAUUGCAGAUGAAUACCCAAAUGUUGGUUAAUUUGUCCACCACCAUCAUAACUAUGUUAAAUAUUACACUGCUUUCAUUUUUGUUUAUUUAUCCGUGUUUUCAUUUGGCAUUGAAAGCCUAACAAGCACAGAAAUUGUUUGCAUACACAUAUAUAAGUAUUUUCACAAAUAUUUAUACGUUUAAACACAUUCACCUUACUCAUACAUCAUUAUACAUACACUUGC
Molecule: messenger RNA, 2448 nt
Organism: Cherax quadricarinatus
Lineage: Eukaryota; Metazoa; Arthropoda; Malacostraca; Decapoda; Parastacidae
Source: RefSeq, a predicted model, not a curated record